UUUUAAUCGCCUUCCCCGAUCUCCUCGAUCGAAAAAGCUUCCGUCGAUCUAUGCCCUCAAUCGACCGCCAUGGCCGCCCAGGUCUUGCGCCCCUACGACAUCCUCCAGCCCCGCAGCAGGCCCGCCGCGAACCCUAACCCUAGGCCGCAGCAGCGACGCUCUUCCCUGGGAAAGCAGCGGGAGCGGUUGCCGAAGCCAGCGAAAGCCCCCGUACACGCGAAAGGUGCCGCCUUGGGUCGGCCGCACACUCCCCGGAAAGCAGCGGAAGUCUACGCCGGGUCGGGGUUCGCGAACUCACCGGCCCCCAGCGCGCUGCCGCUGCCGCGGUUCUCCUUGAAGAAGGACGCGCCGGCGGUGGGCGAGUACUUGGCCACCAUGGCCCUGAGGCGAAUGCUUCGACUGGAGUAGAAACCUUCUUCUUCUUCUUCUUUGGUACCUUCUCCUUCGAUCAGAUGGAGAGCUCCCCGUCGGCAUUUUUUGAAGGACGGAGAAGGAAAAAGAUCUGAUCUUUGAGGGAGAAAUGGAAGAUCAGUUGCAGUUGAUGGUGGCUCUGUUCUACCGUUUGGAAUUGGUUUGAAAUCUAAUAAAAAAAAUAUCAAUUUAGAUUCGAUUUGAAUUUGUUUGAAAA
Zingiber officinale is the source of this 628-nucleotide messenger RNA. RefSeq lists its product as uncharacterized. The transcript has a single exon. NCBI's taxonomy places the organism in Eukaryota, Viridiplantae, Streptophyta, Magnoliopsida, Zingiberales, Zingiberaceae. The record is from RefSeq and is a predicted model, not a curated record. Bases 70 to 408 code for a protein of 112 amino acids.